Messenger RNA from Fusarium verticillioides 7600, 969 nucleotides. RefSeq names its product 3-hydroxyacyl-CoA dehydrogenase. Gene Ontology annotation, molecular function: NAD+ binding; oxidoreductase activity, acting on the CH-OH group of donors, NAD or NADP as acceptor. Lineage: Eukaryota; Fungi; Ascomycota; Sordariomycetes; Hypocreales; Nectriaceae. The record is from RefSeq and is a predicted model, not a curated record. The transcript is spliced from 2 exons. Bases 1 to 969 code for a protein of 322 amino acids. Gene Ontology annotation, biological process: fatty acid metabolic process.
AUGACGCAAGAGAUACGUACCGUAGCGAUUGUUGGAUGUGGAGUGAUUGGCAUGGGAUGGGCAGUUCUGUUCCUGUCAAGAGGUCUGAAAGUUAUAAUCUCAGAUCCUAUGGAAGGAGCUGAAAAUGCCCUCAAGGGAUAUUUCGAGCAGUCACGGUCGUAUCUAGAAGGAUUUGGAGACUAUGAUAAGCUUGUGUCCAACUAUGAGUUUGUUCACGACAUUGCAUCGCGGCUAGCUGAGGCCGACCUUAUUCAGGAGAAUGGACCCGAGAGGCUAGAGUUCAAAAGGGGUCUUAUUGCAACAUUAGACAAGUAUGCUCGGCCAGGCGUUGUAAUAGCAUCGUCCUCAUCAGGUCUGCCAUCUUCGGAAUUCAUACAGCAGUGCAAGCAGGAUUCCACCCGUGUCCUCAUCGGACACCCUUUCAACCCACCUCACCUCAUUCCCCUAGUCGAAGUGGUGCCUCAUCCCGGCACAAGCAGCGAGUCUGUCAAUACCGCAUUGAACUUCUACAGAUCUGUUGGCAAGAGGCCGAUCCUUCUUCAUCACGAAGUCCCCGGCUUCGUAUCAAACCGCCUUCAGGCCGCGAUCAACAAUGAAGCGUAUAGUCUCAUCAGCAGGGGCAUUGUCUCUGCAGAAGAUCUCGAUGCAGCUGUCACGUCUGGGCCUGGACUUCGCUGGGCUCUGACGGGCCCGAUUGCUACGAAUGCUCUUGGUGGCGGAGGCGGACCUGAAGGUUUUUCACAGCGGAUGGAGAGACUUGGGCCGGCGAUUCGUGGAUGGGAGGAUGAUAUUCUGAAGCAUAGAUUUGACUGGAGUGAGCAGAGGAUGUCGGCGCUUCAGGAGAGUGUGAAUAAGAGCCUGGGUGCUGUUAAAUGGGAUCAGCUGGUGGAAGAACGAGACUUGGUACUACUCCAACUUUUGGCUGCGAAGCAGAAGAUGGCCUCUAUGUCAACACCCUCAGGUCACUGA